Messenger RNA from Ruditapes philippinarum (Manila clam), 660 nucleotides. Its product is annotated as complement C1q tumor necrosis factor-related protein 5-like. Gene Ontology annotation, molecular function: protein binding. The record is from RefSeq and is a predicted model, not a curated record. Lineage: Eukaryota; Metazoa; Mollusca; Bivalvia; Venerida; Veneridae. The transcript is spliced from 3 exons. Bases 1 to 660 code for a protein of 219 amino acids.
AUGGUGAAUGAAAUUAAGAAAACAGAGGAUAAGGUCUUCCGUACAUUAGGUGACAUUAAACAAAGUGUUGCUGAUUUUAUGGACAUGUUUGCAGAUAUGAGAGGAAAUAUAACGAACGAGAUGUUAAAGAGAGGUGAUGAGAUAAAAAGGAAAGAAGAAUCGUUCAAAACAUCAUUUGAGGAAACAAGAAAAAACCUGACUAGUGACAUCGAGGCUGAAAAAAAGAAACUUUUUCAACUCGAAGGGAAACUCGAACAACCUCCGAUCGCUUUUUAUGCACAUCACUUGAAAGACAUGCUACUUGAUACCAUGGAUGAGAUUCUCAUAUUCGAGAAGACAUUCACUAACGAGGGAACAGGUUACGACACGUCCACUGGCUUAUUCACAGCACCUGUUGGAGGACUGUACCAGUUUCAUGUUCAUACAUGUACUGUAUAUAAUAAAUAUGCACACCUUGGUCUGGUGUUGGAGAAUAAAUUCAUUGCAGCAAAUAGUAACGAAGGUGAUGGUGCUCACGGGUGUAGUUCUUUUGGAGCAAUAAUAAGAGUUAGAUCAGGAGAAAAGGUUUGGGUUGAAGUAACAGCGUAUCAUUCUAAUUACCAGCUAUAUCAAGACUCACAUAGGAUGAACACAUUCAGUGGAGUACUUGUCAAUUUCUGA